This is a messenger RNA of Vidua macroura (Pin-tailed whydah), 3915 nucleotides long. Its product is annotated as GDNF family receptor alpha-4. The coding region runs from base 112 to 1617 and encodes 501 amino acids. Gene Ontology annotation, biological process: nervous system development. The transcript has 8 exons. Lineage: Eukaryota; Metazoa; Chordata; Aves; Passeriformes; Viduidae. The record is from RefSeq and is a predicted model, not a curated record. Gene Ontology annotation, cellular component: signaling receptor complex; external side of plasma membrane. Gene Ontology annotation, molecular function: glial cell-derived neurotrophic factor receptor activity.
UUGAAUAAUUAAUACGCAUGAAAUAAUUGAAAGCAGCCCGGGAGCGGCCCCUCCGCGGAGGAUGGGGCGGAGGGCGGCCGGCAGCCCGCGGUGCCCGGCGCGGCUGCGGGCAUGACCCGGGGCCGGAGCGGGGCCGGGCCGGCCGGGGGAGCGCUCGGGCCGGGGGGGCCGGGCCGGGGCGCGGGGCCGCCUCCCUCCCUCCGCCCUGCCCAGCCCUCCGCGCAUCCUCCGGCACCGCCGAGCCGCGCCGAGCCGCGCCGGGCCGGGCCGGGGGUCCGAGCCGAGCCCAGUCGGUGGGGCCGAGCCGUGCCGAGCGGGAGGAUGAGGGGCGUCCUCUGCUUCUGCACCCUGAUCCUCCUGGAAGGUAUGGCAGCAGCUGUGGGCUCGAGCAGGGACUGCCUGCAGGCGGGCGAGGCCUGCACCACCGACCCCGUGUGCAGCGCCAAGUUCCGCACGCUGCGCCAGUGCAUCGCGGGCAACGGCGCCAACAAGCUGGGCCCCGAUGCCAAGAGCCAGUGCCGCAGCACCGUGACCGCCCUGCUCUCCAGCCAGCUCUACGGCUGCAAGUGCAAGCGCGGCAUGAAAAAGGAGAAGCACUGCUUGAGUGUCUACUGGAGCAUCCACCACACGCUGAUGGAAGGCAUGAAUGUCCUGGAGAGCUCCCCUUAUGAGCCGUUCAUCAGGGGCUUUGACUACGUCCGGCUGGCAUCCAUCACUGCAGGGUCUGAGAACGAGGUGACACAGGUGAACCGGUGUCUGGACGCCGCCAAAGCCUGCAACGUGGAUGAGAUGUGCCAGCGGCUGCGGACGGAGUACGUCUCCCUCUGCAUCCGCCGCCUGGCCCGGGCCGACACUUGCAACCGCUCCAAGUGCCACAGGGCCUUGCGCAAGUUCUUCGACCGCGUGCCCCCGGAGUACACCCACGAGCUGCUCUUCUGCCCCUGCGAGGACACGGCCUGCGCCGAGCGCCGGCGCCAGACCAUCGUCCCCGCCUGCUCCUACGAGUCCAAGGACAAGCCCAACUGCCUGGCGCCUCUGGAUUCCUGCCGGGAAAACUACGUCUGCAGGUCACGCUACGCAGAGUUCCAGUUCAACUGCCAGCCGUCCCCGCAGGCCGCCAGCGGCUGCCGCAGGGACAGCUACGCCGCCUGCCUGCUGGCCUACACCGGCAUCAUCGGCAGCCCCAUCACCCCCAACUACAUCGACAACUCAACCUCCAGCAUCGCCCCCUGGUGCACCUGCAACGCCAGCGGGAACCGGCAGGACGAGUGCGAGAGCUUCCUGCACCUCUUCACCAACAACGUCUGUCUCCAAAACGCCAUUCAGGCCUUUGGCAAUGGGACUCACCUGAACACAGCCGUGGCCCCGUCCGUCCCCCCCACCACACAGAUGUACAAGCAGGAGAGAAAUGCCAACAGAGCUGUGGCGACCCUCAGAGAGAACAGCUUGGAGCACCUCCAGCCCACCAAGGCGGCUGGAGAGGAGAGGCUCCUGCGUGGCUCCACUCGUUUGUCCUCAGGGACCUCCAGCCCAGCAGCCCCUCCCUGCUGGGCGGCCUCUCUGCUGCAGAUGUGCUUUCUCCUCGCCCCUGCUGUGCUGAGCCUCCCUGUGAUGUGAGGCAGGGCUGGCACACACCAGGCAGAGACUCGAUUUGUGUUGGUUUCUUUACUGAACAACCAGACCAGUAACUUUUUCAGGAGGAGAGCAGGGAGAAGGGAGGGGAAGGGAAGGCAAGGUGAGUGUUUGGGCAUCCCUUCCUCCUCCUCAUCUGUCUGCCAGUUUAUUUGAUUUUAUAUGAUCUGCAUUGUUGACAACCAGCUCAUUCUUGGUCCUGGCCACCUUUCCACACCACAGCUUGGUUGUUGUUUCUCCAGCUCUCUAUGGAUAGGGCUGAAGCCAUGGACAAUUCCCUUGGAAAAGAUGGAGAGAGUUGAUCCAAGAAAUGAGAGCUGUAAAGGAAAUGCUUCUUCCUGCCCCAGCCAAGAGGGGAAAGACUUUUGAUGGAUGGGUGACUGGAUGACCUGUCAGGAGGUUUCCUGAAGCCCACAUUGAGGGGCUCUUGACAGGACACGUGGAGUCCAGACUGUCUGCACGGUUGCUCAGGACCUGAAGGACAACACACCUGGUUCCUUCAGACUGAAGAAACCAGAAAACUGGUGGGAAGGUGGUUGGUUUUGUUCACUGGAGAGGAACUUGAAGCACCUCUGGGGAGGACCAAGUAACCACACUCUGAACUGGCUGGCAGGGAUUAUCCACCCUCUCAAAACCAUGGCCAGAGUGCAACCAGCAUCCACAUCCCAGCUGUCACCUCCCCCCAGGCCCUCCUUCUUAGGGAAACCUGUGUCCUGUAUUGAUGGUGUUCAGGAAGAAACACGUGUGUUGCAUUUUGUUUACGGCUGAAUUUUUUGUGUCCCAACCCAAACAUCUCUAUCCACUGGUCCUGUUCAGUGUUUUGGGGCAUUUUUGUCACAUUCAAACAACCAGAGGCCAAUAUUGUCCACACUCCAGGCUACCCUUUCUCCAAUCAGGGGCCAGUGUGUGAGCCCAUGGGCAGGGUUUUGACAUGAGCCCAACACAUCCCACUCUCACCUGCUACCUGUUCAUCCACUGGUCUCAUAGGCACAGGGUCUCCAGCCAAAGUAUUUUGUUCAUUUCCUGGGAAGAGAUAGGGUAGGAGACGUUUGCUAGAAACCACCCUGAAGACAGAAAUACCCAGCCAAGAUAGGCCACAUCAUGAAUUAUACCAUGGGUAGGAACUGGAUUGCUACAAUUUCCCCUCCUUGAAAAACUGACAGAGGCAACCACCUGUGUUCCAGGUGAACAGGUCAAGGGCUUUGCCUCUGGCCAGUUCCUGCUUUUUAAGUGAGGAUGUCAUUUAAGCAAGGGCUGCUGAAGUGACCCUUUCUUCCUAGCCACAGCCAGAGCCCAGAGGAGGAAAGUGAGGAUCAAUGUGUCUCCAGUGUCUUGGAGCACAGGGAGGCAGGUGUGUGACCCUGGACUACCUGAGCCUCCCAGGGUCCUUUCCUCGAGGAGGAGAGCUGAGGAGUCCCAGUGCCCUCCUGGGGGGCUGAACCCCUUUACUAAAGCCAGGAAGGAAGAUUGGUAAGGGUAAGAGUGAGAAGGUUUCCCAGGAUAAAUGCUUACCCAGGCUGAGUGCCAUGGGAGGAAGAGCAAUAUCCCCAGAAAUCCCCCUGAGUGUAUUUAGGCCUGACCUUUGCAGGAGUCCAUUUAUUCCUUGGUUUGUGCUCCUCCAAUAAAUAUCAUUAAUUCCUUGGCAUUUGAAUGCAUGGAAGGGCUUAGGAAGCAUCAGACACAGCAAAGUCCAUUGCUUUUUAUUCCCAUUUCCUGCAAAACCUCUCCCAUUGUUUAUUGCUUCAGAUUUUCUGAGAAACUGCAGCAACUUCCUUGGCUUUUGUUCUAACAAGAAAGCACUCUGGUUUUCAGCUGAACACCUGUGGAUGUGUCUGACAUGAACAGAAAUCCUCCUGCUGCAUCCUGUCCAAAGUGCUGCUCCUUGAGGGCCUCAGGGCUGUAGCACCCGGGUUUCCUGAUCCAAGCUGUGCAAAGGAACACACCGAGUUCCAAGGCUUGUGUGCAGGGUGACAAGUCACACCCUGGGCUAAAAGCUGUAUGUGAGAACUUGGUGGGCCAAGGGGCUCACUCCAAUCAGGCAAGCAGACCAGGAGGGAGAGCUGCAGGCAAGAAAGCCCUUUCAAAGUGACCUCACACGUGCACAGAGCUGCUGUGAACAUCUCCCCAGGACAGCAGUGUCCUGAGAGACCAAGCGACGCAAAGCUACAGGUGGAGAGCAAUGAAACCCUGACUGCUCAGCCCUUCAAAGGCAAGGAACUACCUCAACACCACGAGGUCAUGCUGGGAAUUGCAUCCUUUCCUCCUUUCCCUUUCCCUUUCCUU